Messenger RNA from Neurospora crassa OR74A, 3869 nucleotides. RefSeq names its product pps1 dual specificty phosphatase. The transcript is spliced from 2 exons. Gene Ontology annotation, biological process: nuclear DNA replication; protein dephosphorylation. The record is from RefSeq and is a predicted model, not a curated record. Bases 556 to 2694 code for a protein of 712 amino acids. Gene Ontology annotation, molecular function: protein tyrosine/serine/threonine phosphatase activity. NCBI's taxonomy places the organism in Eukaryota, Fungi, Ascomycota, Sordariomycetes, Sordariales, Sordariaceae.
CUCAUCUCCAGUCUUGAGCCUGGUAUUUACACCAUUCCCCUUUCUUUGUCUCGACGUCUCGGAGUGAACAACCUGACACAAUCCACGCCAUUGCCCUGAUCUUAUCUGCCCUGUCUCAGCGCGAGCUGCCCUCCCACACCACCCAAGGCUGUUAUUGUUAUAUAACAAGCAGGGAUCUGCGAUAAGCCUGUCACUGUUGCGGCCUCGACCAUCCCUCCUCCCUGCUCGGCCAGCCCAGCCCCGUCUCUCUUCAUCUCCCCCAACACCACCUUACAACACUACCCCUACCCGCUCCCCUCACUUUCUUGCUUCUUCCUCAUCUCCAAUCCGCCUGGGCAUUCCAUUGACAACCUCCUCUUGUGCUACACGACUUUCGACCACUUCACCCUUUGGCGCCUCCCUUCCUUCUGUUUGCUUUGCUGUCGACAUGUUCCUAUGAUUCCCUCCCUCUUCACCAUCCGACCACCUCGAUCCGUUGCAAUUGCAAUCGAAUGACCCUACCCCCACUAGCUCUAUUAGUCUCGCAUAUAUCAUAUCCACCAUAACGCAGGAACAAUGGCGACGAUUGCCCUUCCACCACCAUUCGACAACUAUCGGUCCACCUCCACCAUUGGCUCCAUGACCACCACCAUCACCAUAGAGCAGCCGCCCAGUCACCCGACGCCCGUCCCCAACAAACAUAUUCCCGUUUGCCCUCCAGGUACAGCUUCGCGGGACGACGCUGAUACGCCGCCGCCUUCGCCCUGGCCCGUGACGAAUGGCGCCGACGAGCACUCGCCCCCCCGCUCGUUUCUCUACCCGCCUCAUCGCUUCCACCAUGUCGACUCCGGCCAUCUCUCGCUCUACGAGAUCGACGCCGCCGAUGUAGCUGCUGCCUUGGACCAUCUUUCGAGGCAACCCUUGCCAGACCCCGCGCACGUCUUCCCAUGGUAUCAUGGCCUCCACCCCCGGAACCAAGUGCAGCAGCACUUCUUUACCAGCCCCCGCACGUGGCGUGCGCAGAAAAAGACCCCUUCUUGCCUUCGUGGAAUCACCCUUGUCAAGGCCGAUGGCGACCUCAACUUCUCUCGCCUCAAGGGCGCUAUUGCUCCUUACGAGUUCCUUCACUCAAGCAGCGCCGAGUUCAUCGAUGUUGACCCCGAGCAUGGCUUUUCCGUCCGCAACUUCCAGAUUCAAGCCGCCAAGGCCGCCAUGACGAGCGAUAUCAUUGUCUACGGCGAUAACGAAGCGGCCGUUCGCAAGUUGGGCUGGGACAUAGCUUCGGCCCAGCACAAGUGGCGCUACAAGCAUGAGCUACAGUGUCAUUGGGUUCCCGAGUACAACACCUUUAUCUGCCUCAGUCCAUUCGACGAGUUUGAACAGAACCAUCGUGAGAUUGUGGCAGUCGAUUCGACAGGUAAUCUGACGGGAAAUGUACUGGACUUUGUCAAUCAAGAGAGACUUGAAAUGUAUCUCAUGACCCAGGCUUCGGAAAUUGCACCCAACGUGUGGAUGGGUCCUACACCCGAUCCAAUCAUCGAAGAGGACAAUGGCUAUCAUAUUCAGCUCGAGUGCAGCGACAUGGGAAGGGCCAACACCUGCGCAGCUUUCUUGCAAGCUCUUGCUGAAGAUGGGCUGGGCGAUGUACCAGAACCGGUUCACUUUGACUUUCCUUCCUCAGGAAGCUUCCUAGUUCCCGACUAUUCCCAUGAGGAUGCAGACGCUCUCCUGGACACUUGCAAAUGGCUUUGGCAUCUUUCACAUGGGACUAGGCCAGAGAAAUCUUCUGAUACUGGUAGAGACAAAUCUUGGCCACCAUUAAGCCCACGAAAGAUUCUCAUUCACUGCGCAGAUGGUUAUACGGAAUCCACAGUCUUGGCCAUUGCAUACUACAGUUAUAGCACCGGCCUACCUAUCCCCGAAGCCUGGUUAAAGCUGCACACCAUCAUGAAACGCAACUUCUUCGCAUACCCCUCCGACGUGAACUUCCUAGCGACAAUCGCUCCCCGACUCCUACAAGAAUCACCCAUGGGAACCGACCGAAGCCUCGCACAAGUAACGGAACUCGUCAGAAACGAACCCAAGUGGUGGACAGGUUUCGACGGGUCCCUACCCAGCAGGAUCCUUGAUUACAUGUACCUCGGCAACCUUACCCACGCAAACAAUCCAGAUCUGCUUAGGGCCAUGGGCAUCGGCCAGAUUCUGAGUGUGGGUGAGAUGGCCAUGUGGCGAGACGGGGAGUUGCAGGAAUGGGGGGAGGAGAACACAUGUAUCGUGCGAAGAGUGCAAGAUAACGGGAUUGAUCCGUUGACAGAUGAGUUUGAGCGUUGCUUGGAGUUCAUUGACCGUGGCCGCCGCCUCGGAACUGCAACCCUAGUCCACUGUCGCGUGGGUGUAUCCCGCUCUGCCACCAUUUGCAUCGCCGAGGUGAUGCGAUCCAUGGGGAUGUCCUUCCCGCGCGCAUACUGCUUUGUCCGCGCUCGGCGGCUCAACGUCAUCAUCCAGCCUCACCUCAGGUUUGCCUACGAGCUGCUCAAGUGGGAGGAGUUCCUUCGCUCAAACCAAGAGACCAAGGAUCACGGCAACUACACCCUGACGGCCGAUGGCAAGGACGAUAACGAGUCGUCUUCCGAAGGCCAAGGCAUCAUGCGGGAGCUUGAGUGGGGAGAAAUUGCGAGAGAGGUUGCCUUGAUGAACAAGCCAUACUCGAGAUAGAGCGUGGUAUAACUCUCGAUUUAGCAGGACGCUUUUCAUCCAGGGUAGUUCACUGUUGUGAGGUGUGGUCGCAGCAGUCGCUUUACCAAGCCUCGUUCACAUUGCCGACAGUAUUGCGAUCCAGCAGAUGCAUAUGGCAGGCUGCCUUGGUUCUCCCGCUUGGAGGAACGAAAAUGUCUUCGAACGUUACACAACGUGCAGGCAUGUUCGCCGGCAUCCAUGCUUCUUUUUGCAAGGCCAGACAACCUACAAAAGCUGUGGCUGACUUAGGACACGUGCCUUUUGUUCAAUAAGCGAUACGAGAAGCCGGAAGUUCCAUGGCCCGUUUGAAGGUUGUGCUUGACUGAGCCGUCCUUGAAUAGUAUCAGUUCGCUUCCAUUUUUCAUCGUCGCAGAUUUAGGACUUUGCUGUUUAUUUUAUCAGCCACAUUCAUCCGUCGCGGCUAGCUUUUUCUUCCUUUUCCUUCUUUCUUUCUUUUUUCUUCUUCUUUCUUUUUGGUUACCUUGUCCCUGUAUCAUGUUUUCUAUUCUUCUUCAUCUCCAUCUUCUUGGACUUCAUUUUUGAUUACAUGGUUCCUACGGCUGGAAGGAAAACGUUGGCCCGAGAGAACAGGAUACACAUUUUGGCUUGAAGGGCUGGAUUGGAUUAUUCAAGGAUGUGUGCAUACCCCGUUGAAAAGAUGCGAUGAAACGAAAGGAGAAGAAUGGGAUUGGAAUGAGUGUUGAACGGGGGAGGCUUGCAAGAUGGCGUCGGGUCUAAACACCCGUCGAUCUUGUCUGAUCACCAAAAGUCUUGCCAGAACCGGAGAAGUCUCCGUCUAGCUUUUGGCCCUUCCGCUGUGACUCAACAGAAGAGAUGUUUUUGAUACCCUACACACAAUAUUACUUGCUUUUACUCGUGCUUGCAUCACCUAUAUCGCGAGUUCUCUCUUGUUUAUUUUUGCUCACUUCUGCUGUGGGUUGUGGGUUCGCUUCAUCUUUGUCAUUGCUGCGUGAGACUUAUCAGUCCCUAAGCGUUGAGUCAUGUUGAGCGUUGAGACAUCUCUAAGCGUCAAGAUGAGCCGGCGUAGCGUAGUGCCAAGCUCCCGGGCCGCUGCAAGACCCUGAGGCCUGGAUAAGUGUAACAACUUCCAUUUUGAGAGGGUACUAGGCCGAAUAAAGGAAGGUGGCGGAGAA